AUGCCGUCUUCAAUUACUUUUCUCACUAUUUUCCUAGCUAUUUUUGUCUGCUAUUCUGAAGCAUGUCCAGGAUUAUUCGGAAUGGGAGGAGGUGGCGGAGGAUGUGGAUGUAUGCCACCAGCUCCACCACCACCAAUGUGUGGAUGUGGUGGAAGAAAGAAAAGAUCACUUCCAGAAAAACCAACAUUCUAUGGAAUUGCUGGAAAGGAUCAGGAUGUUCUUUGUAAUACUCCGGAAUUGAAAGAGAUUAUCAGACAGGUACUGUAGUCUUUUUUGAUGUUUCCAUAGAAGAUUCUAAAAUUUAGAACAUGAAACCUGAUCAAGUCGAUUCUUCAAAAGCUCUUCAAAAUGCUCUCGAGGCUAAAAAAUUGCAAAGAUAUAUUGUCGUUUGUUCCGAACAUCCAUUUGUUUAUACAACUCGGAUCGAUACUGCUUACUGUGGAGAGAAGAAGUUCAAUCAUUAUUGUCAUGUUUUUGCGAUUUAA
Messenger RNA from Caenorhabditis angaria, 485 nucleotides. The record is from the annotation of a GenBank genome assembly. NCBI's taxonomy places the organism in Eukaryota, Metazoa, Nematoda, Chromadorea, Rhabditida, Rhabditidae.